Oncorhynchus kisutch (coho salmon) is the source of this 1403-nucleotide messenger RNA. RefSeq names its product regulator of G-protein signaling 11-like. The annotation marks the transcript as partial. The transcript is spliced from 9 exons. Lineage: Eukaryota; Metazoa; Chordata; Actinopteri; Salmoniformes; Salmonidae. Gene Ontology annotation, biological process: G protein-coupled receptor signaling pathway; positive regulation of GTPase activity; regulation of G protein-coupled receptor signaling pathway. Gene Ontology annotation, molecular function: GTPase activator activity. The record is from RefSeq and is a predicted model, not a curated record. Gene Ontology annotation, cellular component: cytoplasm; plasma membrane; neuron projection.
CCGGGGGCAUUUGACGUGUUGGAUCUGGGACCUGAGAGAUGCAACGUCCCCAGCUCCCGAGUCGCACUGAACGCUGACCACUACAGGAGAGAGAUUGAACACAGUAGAAGAGCUCUGGGGAGAAACCGUGUCAAGUCCUCCAUCUGUCUUGAGAGCUUCAUGAAGUACAGUGAGCAGUACCUCCACCAUGACCCCAUCAUGUCAGGCUGUCUCCCUAGCAACCCCUGGAUCUCUGACGACACCUCACACUGGACCAUCAACACUGACAUGGUGGGCAUUCCAACCAGGUUGAGAGUGGAGCGCUGGAGUUUCAGCUUCAUGGAACUUCUGAACGACUCGAUGGGAAGACGAGAGUUUAUGAUCUACCUGGAGAAAGAAUUCAGUGCGGAGAACCUGUGUUUUUGGGUGGCCUGUGAGGACCUGAGGCAUGGAGAGAGCUCCAAGAUCAUCCUGAAAGUAGAGGAGGUUUACAAGAACUUUCUGGCCCCUGGGGCAGCUCGCUGGGUGAACAUCGAUAGUAAGACCAUGGAGAGAACACUGGAGGGAAUCAAACGACCUCAUCGCUUCAUUAUGGACGACGCCCAGAUGCACAUCUACUUCCUCAUGAAGAAGGACUCCUACCCCAGGUAUCUGAAGUCUGAGCUGUAUAAGAACAUGCUGGCCAAAGCCAUCGUUCCCCAGGAGACCAAGAAGAGUGUAUUUCCCUUCAUGAGGCGACAGCGUCACUCUAGCCCCUCUCCUGCCAUGGUUACCCAAGCGACAGAAGAUGAUGGAAAGGCUAAAGGGGCGGGACCAACAGGAACAAGCUCCACAACCAACUCUCAGAUCUGAUUGCCAUGGGAAUACCACAACCACCAUGUUCAUGACACCCAGAUCUGGUCACCAUUGUAUCACUAUAGUAAUCAUUCAAGACCCUGCAUCUACUUCUAGAAGUUAUAAUACAGUCUAGUAGUUAUAUUUAUGAAUAUAGAACUAUAGGUAUAGUUUACAGAGACAAUCUGAAAGAUUUCCACUGUUCAAUUAAUGUAGAUUUAAGGCCAGUUUAUACUUGGUCUAAUAACAUGUCUAUGGACAAUUAUAAUGUGACAAGUGUCGCUGGUCAAAACAACUUUUAAUUUAUACUCCUGUGGAAUGUCUGUAGACUGUCGUUGCGACUGUUAGUUUCCUUGUUGCAGAGACAUGAAAAAGUUCCCGUCUCUGCGACUGUCGCAACGUCCGUUGUCGUGGUUACCGGACUGUGACACGAUGAUGUUGUAGUUCUAUUAUUCUCAAAUAGAUUUACCUAGUUUUAUUCCGUCACUCUGUGGCAGUCAGCUAUUUUCUGUCGGCUCACAAUUAUCUUUUAAAUAAUGAUGUUGUGGGUUUGUGUUUCUGUAAUAAUGAAUAAAAGUAGUAAGACGUUG